CUUAGAACCUUGUUAAUCCAUUAAAACAGAUGAACUUAACUACAGAAGAAAUUAUAAACUAUAAUCCGUUCCUUGCAACAACCAAUCAUAAAUUUUUCCAACCUAAUGUACUUCUGGAUAGAAUCCUAUGAUUCCCUCCCACAGCUCCAGAAUGCAUAAAACCGAAAGGUCAAGGUUGCCCCUUGUGAUGUCAGAAUAAGAGCUCAUACUGCCAGGGAUGUUUUUGUCUGGAGUCUGAAGAGCAAACAAUUUUAAAUUUGCUAGUGGGGGCAUUGCUGUUUUCAAUAAAAGACAGUGUUUGUGUCUCCAAUCUGUACUCCAUUUCAUAUAUCAGCAAUGGAGAAUCAGGCUUCGAAUGGAAGAAAAGCAAUGGAAGAAGAGCUCAACAAAGGGCGUGACACAGCAAACCAGUUACUUGAAAUACUUGUUCAUAAAUCCAACACUAGUCAUACAGAUGCAGAAGUAGAAGGGUUAGUGCUACCAUCUGCUGAGGAUCUUGCUCGCAAGGUACUCAGAUCGUUCUCAAAUACCCUUUUGCUGUUGAGCACUCAAAGUGAUGUUUCCGAUGCUCUUGUUAUGCCUGUCACUGUCAAUGAUGUCUCUUCGUCCCUCAUAUGCCCUAAUCUUGAGGAUAAGGAUGGGGUUUGCAAGAGUUCCAUCAAUGCUAAAAGACGAAGAAUAUCCCACAAAAGAAAUGCACCAACAUGGGAGAAGAACAGCUCACACCUGAUUGAAGAUGGCUAUAUAUGGAGAAAGUAUGGACAGAAAAUGACCAUCAAUGCAAAAUACCUCAGGACCUACUACAGAUGCACUCACAAGUAUGAUCAGGGUUGUCCAGCAACCAAACAGGUUCAAAGGAUUCAAGAGAACCCUCCAUUGUACCGAACAACUUAUUAUGGUCAUCACAAUUGCAAAAGUCCAGAAAUAAUGUUGGAACCAGCUUCUUCUUCUGACUCUUGUAUGUUCCUUAGCUUCAGUACCACCUUCCCGACCAAAGAAAAAUACCAGUUUUUAUCAUCAGUUUUUUCAUCCACGAAACAGGAGCCUAUGGAAGUGAUUCCGGAUGACUGUGGUAUACACAACCAAUUACCCUCUUCAGAUUACAAUCUGUUAAGUGACUAUGAACUUGAUUUCAAUUGUUUGAGGCAUGACACUGUGCAGUCUAUGCCAUCCUCCACUGAAUCUUUUCUAUUUGAUCAAGUUUAUGGGAGCGAUAUGGAUUUUGAUGGCUAGGAAUGCUCCAGUUUCUACAUUUAUUUAUUUCUGUAAGGGCUUUGGUAACUUCAUCUUCGAACAGAGGUUAAUUGCUUUUAUUACUUAAUUUAGAAAGUCUUUACAGUGCU
This is a messenger RNA of Vigna umbellata (rice bean), 1343 nucleotides long. Its product is annotated as WRKY DNA-binding transcription factor 70-like. Gene Ontology annotation, biological process: regulation of DNA-templated transcription. Lineage: Eukaryota; Viridiplantae; Streptophyta; Magnoliopsida; Fabales; Fabaceae. Gene Ontology annotation, molecular function: sequence-specific DNA binding; DNA-binding transcription factor activity. The record is from RefSeq and is a predicted model, not a curated record.